Molecule: messenger RNA, 486 nt
Organism: Caenorhabditis briggsae
Lineage: Eukaryota; Metazoa; Nematoda; Chromadorea; Rhabditida; Rhabditidae
Exons: 2
Coding region: 1-486 (161 amino acids)
Molecular function (GO): protein dimerization activity
Source: RefSeq, a predicted model, not a curated record
AUGGUAACAAAAGAUCCGCGCAAGCAAUACCGCCGUGCCACAUUCCAGAAGAGACUCAUGGAUGUUGUGACCAGGACCCGUGAUCUUGUCACAAAGUUAAUGCCGUCAGCUAUUCCCUCCACUACUCAACCCACCUCAUCGCAGAAGUCAAAUCUAAUUGCAAAGUUAUAUCAUUCGGUCAGUGACCAAGCGAACUCAACAUCCACUUCUUCGGAAAUCUCAAGAUAUCUCUCCGAGUACUACGAUCCUUCAACGAACGAAUCGGUUGAGGAGUAUUGGAAAAGAAAAAGAUUCGAAUACCCCGGACUGUACUCAGCAGCACUUUUCGUUUUUUCGAUUGUUCCCUGUGAAGCCAUGUGUGAGACUACGUUCAGCACUGCGUCGUUUUUGUUAGAUAAAACAAGAACAAGAUUACUGUACAAGCGUGUGGAGAUGGUCGUUCUGGGUUCGCAAAUAGCCACGAAAUUUCCACACUGGCUCGACUGA